This is a messenger RNA of Arthroderma uncinatum, 825 nucleotides long. RefSeq lists its product as uncharacterized. The record is from RefSeq and is a predicted model, not a curated record. NCBI's taxonomy places the organism in Eukaryota, Fungi, Ascomycota, Eurotiomycetes, Onygenales, Arthrodermataceae. The transcript has a single exon. Bases 1 to 825 code for a protein of 274 amino acids.
AUGGCGGAGAUGAGAUAUAUCAGCCUUGAUGGUCCACCUCUUGGAGGUAUUCCUCCCCAGGAUUUCGCAUACCUACAAGCCUUCCCCAUAUAUCCCUACACAGGAUUCUCCGUCUCUCCCCAGGACCAGCCCGCCCCUCCGGCUCCAAAUCCAGCUACGCAUAGCCCCGUGGGACAGGUUGGUGCUUUCGAAAAUGGACAGCAGCCCCCAUGGCCAGGUUACUAUCAACAACUAACGAAUCAGGUCAUCGUGCAGCAAACCUUCACAGCGCAUAUCCCCCAGCCAACGGCUCCGGCUAUGGCUCCAGCGCCAGGCCCUCCCCCAGCUCAGCCUCCAUCUCGGCCAUCGGAUCAACCACCAACUGAACGACAUCAGGGCCGUCAUCUACCUGCUGGUGCGUUCCCCCCCAGUAGUAACCGACCCUUGGUCCUUCCAAAUGGACAGGGAUAUAUUUUCCCUCAAAAGCAUACGACAAUACACAUAAUCGAAGCGUUUGCGGCCCCUUGGAAUAAUCCCGGGGGCACAUUUCAAUGGAGAUCCUACCGUGUGCCCCCAACGAUGACUGUUUCAGAGCUAAUAGACCAGCUCUGUCCUACACAUGGGCCUGAUGGCCGCAAGGCCACAGCUCAGGGAAUUACUGAGUGUCUUGAGGUUGGCGACGGUUCAUGGCUAAAGGGUUCAGAAUUCUGGGUCGGAGGCGCCCGUGGCGGUGAUGAGAAUAUGAAGCGCCGUGUCUCCCAGACCCUUGCUGCUGUUGGUUGGACAGAUCAGCGCGGAACUGCCGCGCCACCUGUCUGGAUAACCAUCAGCAUCACCCUUGGGUAA